Molecule: messenger RNA, 3567 nt
Organism: Carica papaya (papaya)
Lineage: Eukaryota; Viridiplantae; Streptophyta; Magnoliopsida; Brassicales; Caricaceae
Product: C-jun-amino-terminal kinase-interacting protein
Source: RefSeq, a predicted model, not a curated record
AAGAGGGCUGUGUUCUUUCAUACGUUUCAGUAUCCAAAACUAACAGAAAAUUACGCCUCUCUCCCACUCUAUCGACAACACAAAAACAAAACCCUAAUUUGCAUCACAUAAACGAAAAAUCCCAUUCCAUCUGGAAAUCUCCUCCUGUCUCUCCUUCCCUAUCUCUCUGUCUCUCUUUCGUUCUCUGUAUCAAUCUGUAUCUCUUGCCGUGCCUCUCUGUCUAUGCACUGGAACUCCCUUUUCCUUCUCUGAGAGAAACGCAUUGUUUUGAUUGAGGAAUAUACUGAGCGGUUAUCAAACGGUUAUUUUUGGGGCAUAGCCAGGAAUUGUAGCGACUUAGGGUUAGUUCCCUGUUUGCCUCUUCGCUCGUCCUUUUUCUCCGUUAUCUCGUCGUAGUCUUUUUUAUCACGUUUCGUCUCUAGAAUUUUCUUUCUAUUAUGUUGAACAGAUUUUGUGCUCCUGCAAACCCUAUGACUUGACAUUUAGAUAUACAACGAUAUAUGACUAUGUAUUUGUUUGUGUUCUAGGGUUUCUGUUUUUAAACAAUUCAUCGUGUUCCAGUGUUUCGCACACUGAUUUGUUGUGGUCCCUUUAGGGUUUUCCUGAUUGAACUGGUUUACGUGUGCGAACUCUUUUGUAAGAAUCGCGGGUAUUUCUUGCUUUUUUGCCACAAUCACGGCAAUUCCUUUUGCAUAUGUCCUUUUUCUGCACCGGGAUGAGGGUCUUCUAGAGUGAGUCUUUUUUUUCUUUUCGUCUGCAAAUCCAUCUUUGUGAAAGAUGGAGGCGUAGAGAAGGACCUCUUCUCCAUUCAUAUCACUUCUUGACUUGUACCUGAUUGUUAUGCAAUUUUUCUUGCCAUUAUCUUUGUCUGCUUCGUCUGGUUUUGAACAUGUAUCAAACUCUGCUUCUUUUAUAUCGGUAUUGCGGUUGAUAUAAAUUCUAUGCGUCUUAAGUGAAUCGAAAUCAUUAGAAUUUGUUAUAAACAGACCCGAGUGUGCUGGGUAAAUUGGUUAGUCGGGGCUCAGUGGAUUUGUCAAUUGUUAAAUUGGUGAUUGGGAGGAAAUAUUUGUGACUAGGAGGAAGAGAGCAGGGCCAGAUUAAAACUUAGGGAUCUUGUAUAUAUAUAGAGAGAGAAUAAUUUUACUGGAGAGGGGGUGAAGAAGGCUAGAGAAGUGUUCUUCUUCUUAUAUUUGAUGAUGUUCAGCGUUCCUUAUGGAAAGAAGUGAACCCACAUUAGUUCCAGAAUGGUUGAGAAGUGCUGGAAGUGUUACAGGGGGUGGAAGUUCAGUCCCCCACUCAGCAUCAUCUUCUUCUCAUGCAGAUGUUCCUUCACUGGUACAUCCCUUGAGGAAUAGAAAUUCUAAGAGCAUAGGAGAUAUUGAUUCCCCUCGUUCCCCUUUUCUGGAACGGACGUCUUCUUCAAAUUCACGAAGGAGUUCUAGUAACGGUUCUGCUAAACAUGCCUAUAGUAGUUUCAAUAGGAGUCACCGUGACAAGGAUCGCGAAAGGGAGAAGGAUAGGUCAAUGUAUGGGGACCACUGGGACCGUGACUCUUCUGACUCUAUAGGCAGUAUGUUAAUCAAUAGGGAGAAGGAUACAUUGCGCCGAUCUCAUUCCAUGAUGUCCAGAAAGCAGGGGGAGGUUUUGCCUCGUAGGGCUGCCGGAGACUUAAAAAAUGGUGGUAACAGUAAUCAUAGCAAUGGAAAUGGUUUGCUUUCUGGGCCAAGUAUUGGUGGUAGCCUACAGAAAGUUGUUUUUGAAAAGGAUUUUCCUUCUUUAGGAAGUGAUGAUAGACCAGGAUUACCUGAUAUAGCAAGAGUUUCAUCUCCUGGUUUGAGCUCAGCUGUUCAGAGCUUGCCUGUUGGCAAGUCUGCUUUAAUUGGUGGGGAGGGAUGGACAUCAGCUUUGGCAGAGGUGCCCAAUGUCAUUGGAAGUACUUCAAUGGCAUCUUUUUCUGCACUACAAAUUGUUCCUUCUUCCUCACAAUCUGGGGCAUCAAGUGGAAUGACUAGUCUUAAUAUGGCUGAAGCAUUAGCACAUGCUCCAGCACGAACUCGUACUCCUCCUCAGACAUCUGUCAAGACGCAGAGACUUGAGGAAUUGGCCAUUAAGCAAUCCAGGCAAUUGAUUCCAGUUACACCAUUAAUGCCCAAGGGUUCGGUUCUUAAUUCUUCUGAUAAAUCGAAACCCAAAUCAGCAGUCAGAACUGGUGAGGCAAUUGUAGCUGCUGCAAAAAGUGGGCAGCAGCAGUCCUCUUCCUUGCACCAUGCAAAUCAAUCUCUUCCUGUUGGACAUGUCAAAUCUGAAGCAUCAAAGACUUCUCUUGGGAAGCUUUUAGUUCUCAAACCUGCCUGGGAAAAUGGUGUUUCACCUUCUCCAAAAGAUGUUGCUAGUCCAGCAAAUAUUGCAAACACCAGAUCAGCAAUAACCAGCUUGCUUACUCCUUCAGUUGCAUCUGCUCCUGCAAGGAGCACAAACAGCCCAAAGGAGCGGAAGGCACCAUUGAAUGCAAUAUCCGGGUUCCCUGUGGAGAAGAGGCCAACCUUGUCUCAAACCCAGAGCAGGAAUGAUUUCUUUAACCUCCUAAAGAAGAAAACCUCGACAAGCAUAUCAACUGGUCUUACUGAUUCUGGUCCUGGUAUUGGAGCACCUAUUGUGGAGAAAGCUGAAGCAACAAAGGAAGUAAAUAGUGCUCCUGUAAGCCCUCAUGCUACUGUGAAUGGUUCUGAGGUUACUAGCAAUGAUGCUGAUGGUGAAGGGGUUCAGAGACUUGAUGAUGUUCAAGAGAAGGAUACAAGCUUUAAUGUUUAUGCAGAUGAGGCAGAAGUUAAAUUCUUAAGAUCCCUUGGUUGGGAUGAAAAUGCUGCUGGUGAUGAUGAAGGCCUUACAGAAGAGGAGAUCAAUUCUUUUUAUCAGGAGUGCCUGAGAUUGAAGCCAUCUUUGAAAGUGUGCCGAGGCAUGCAGCCAAAGCUGUCAGAAAUGCAAGCUACGAGUUUGGGUGAGGCAUCUUCUCAGUUGAGCUCAUCUGACUCUGGAUCUGAAGCUUGAUUUACUGUUUCUCACAUUAUAGGUCCAAGAGGAUUCAAUUUUUUUGAUGGCAGAUAGUUCCUUUUUAGUCUCUUUUGUUUUAAAGAAGCUGACGAGUUUGGUAUGAAAGAAGGGGGUGGGUUUUGGUUGGAGCUCUGCAGUUUGCAAAUAGUGCAAUAAGUAUCAGGUGUCCCAAUCUAGCCUGCCUAAAACUGGGAUUUUUUAGGUUUCAAGGUCUGUGGGAGAGUGGAUUAGGGUUAUUUUGUCAAGGUGCUGGAAUUUUUGCAUCUUCUGGGGGUUGGGUAUUUGGUCCUUUUCUCCUUUCAAGAGGGUUCAGUUUUACAUGAAAAAAGCUUACCUUGUUUUUGGUCAAUUUUACAAAUUGAAAAAGGAAAUCAGAAAGUUUUUUAUUUUCAGUUUAAUUCAUCUUUCAUAUACAUGUUACAUGGUAUUAUUUCGAUGUCUUUCAUAAGAUACAGAAGCAGGGGAAAUUCAAUUGAUGGGAUUAGAGGCCAAUGCUAUUGUUUGGCUUUACUGGUA